Messenger RNA from Pteronotus mesoamericanus, 2463 nucleotides. RefSeq names its product membrane associated ring-CH-type finger 10 (gene MARCHF10). Gene Ontology annotation, molecular function: zinc ion binding. The transcript is spliced from 10 exons. Lineage: Eukaryota; Metazoa; Chordata; Mammalia; Chiroptera; Mormoopidae. The record is from RefSeq and is a predicted model, not a curated record. The coding region runs from base 1 to 2463 and encodes 820 amino acids.
AUGUUGCAUGAAGCAAGGGACAGACAGAAGUUCCUCAGUGAUGUUCAAUAUCUGCGGGACAUGCAGCAUAAGGUGGAGUCUGAAUACCAGGCUUGUCUGAGACGACAAGAAUGCAGAAGAGACCCAAAUGAGAAGAAUGGAGAUCAGUUUGGAGGGCAAGAGACAAAUUUUGAGAGAUCCCGAUUUUCAAGUGGGUCAUCUUCCAAACAGAGUUCUGGUGAGGAAGAUCCUCUAGCCAAACCAAGAUUAUCUAUCAAGAAUUCUGCCAUGAAGUGUGAUUCCAGACUUCCAGCAAUUGACCAAACAUCUGUCAAGCAAAAACAUAAAAGUACCAUGACUACAAGGAAACCAGAGAACGUGGGCCCCAGCAAAUCCUCUCCAGCAGCCCAGUCACCACAGAUUUUAUCAAGGAAGAGGAGGCCAAACCUGGGGAGACUGGCGGUCCGACCAGAGGCGCAGAGCCCAAGAGCGCCUGGGGACAGAAACAGACAGAAAUCACAGCUGCCCGCGAAGGUGCCGGUCCUCAGGGGAGCAGAUCCAGUUCAACAAGAAGACCCAAUGUGGACAAGUGACACUAAGCUGAAGAGGCCAACUCGAGAGAAAAGAAACUUAGUCCCAUCCUCACAGCCAAUGACAAUGACCAAGGACACCCCUGAGAGAGCCAGAAAAGGAGACCCACAUGCUCUUUCCCAGAAAGAGCCACAGCCGGCCCUACCCCAGGCCCUACCCCAGGCCCUACCCCAGGCCCUCCCAGGGACAAACAGGCCUCAGGUGUUGAGCGAGUCCUCGGGGCCACCACCCUGCACCACCACCAUGGGAGGCUCAAGAAGGGUGCCAUUUAGGUUCAGAGAUGAAGAUUUUUAUUCCGUGUUAUCAUUAAGCCUUGGAGAAGAAAACGAUGACACUGAAGAGGAAACCCAUGUGGAGGAGGAACUUUUGCUGGCUGGCAUGGACCCACCCCAUUCUCCUUCCCACCAUAAAAGAAGUCAUUUUCUCAGAACACCAGCCUCUCAAGACAAAAAUAAAAAUGUUGAAGAAAAUCCUGAAAAUUGCAGAGCUAAUUCUGUAAGAAAAAGUCAGUCCAGUCAUGGCUCACUAAGAAUAAGCAGUGUAACGGAGCCAGUGAGAGAGCAGGCUUCUGUCAGGCAGAGGAUGUUCCGAGACCCCAGGCUGCCUAAUGGGGAGUCUGCUACAGAGAAUGACAGCAGUGACAGUGAAAAUGAGGAAAAGACCUUUCAUUCAUGGGACACCAAAUUUGAACCUAAUCUAGAUAAUGAUCUCAAUGCUGAAAAUGAACUUAGUGAUUGUACUUCUAUGGAAGAUAUGUCUGGUAUCUAUGAUUAUGAGGGAGAAUGGCAAGCCUAUUUAAACAAUUCUAGUACUUCUCUUGAUCAUUUUCUUUCUGGUAGACCAAGAGCAUCAGUGAAUUCAUCUUAUGACACUCCUGGAUCAUUAAUACAUUCUGCCCUGAGAGAUGACAUUCCAGUAGACUUAUCGAUGACAUCUACUUUGGUUCAUGGUUCAAACUCAGAGGGAAACUCAAGAUUUAAUGUUCGUCAACCACUGUCCCCCAUUAGAAACAGGAAUCCUUUUGCCAGUCCUGAAAACCACGGUUACGUUCCAGUAAACAAUGCAUGUGAAUUUGAUGUCAGGGGAGCAGAAGCUAGUACUUUAACAAGCCACUCUCAGGGGGCUCCGUUGUACCCAGAAGAUCUCUUACUAAAUCCUCAAAGCAGCUUGUCAUUGGUGGGACCUUCCAGCUCCUCUGCAUCAAGAAUGAACCUACAAGGCCACUUGCGUGUGCCUGGGUCCCUGCAACAAAGUAUACCUCUUACUUUCUUUGCAGCAUCUGAUUUCCCAAAUCAAAAUGGUAGUGGGACCAGAGUGGCAGUCUCUGGCUUCACAGAUGAAAAGGAAGCUACUGAAAUAAAGCCUGACUCAGAGAAACUCAAGAAAUUUCAAGAAAGUCUCCUGGAGGAAGACUCAGAGGAGGAGGGAGACUUGUGUCGCAUUUGUCAGAUGACGGGGGGUUCCCCAGCCAACCCUCUCCUGGAGCCUUGCGGCUGUGUGGGAAGCCUACAAUUUGUUCAUCAAGAGUGCCUGAAAAAGUGGCUGAAAGUGAAAAUAACAUCAGGAGCGGAUCUAGGCGCUGUGAAGACCUGCGAGAUGUGUAAGCAAGGCCUGCUGGUUGAUCUGGAUGACCUUAACCUGACCGAGUUCUACCGGAAGCACCAACAAUCCCGGGUGCAAAAUGAGCUGAUGAACUCAGGCCUGUACCUGGUGCUGCUGCUUCACCUCUACGAGCAAAGGUUUGCAGAGCUCAUAAGACUCAACUACAGCCGGGCCGCAAGAGCGCGGUUGUCAAGAAAUUUCCCACAACCCAGACCGGAAGAAAAUGAAAAUUCUGAGCUGGGAGAUGGCAAUGAAAACGGCAUUUAUCAAAGCAACAGCCGGGUCAUCUAG